Messenger RNA from Frankliniella occidentalis (western flower thrips), 6702 nucleotides. RefSeq names its product E3 ubiquitin-protein ligase TTC3. Bases 160 to 4782 code for a protein of 1540 amino acids. Gene Ontology annotation, molecular function: protein binding. NCBI's taxonomy places the organism in Eukaryota, Metazoa, Arthropoda, Insecta, Thysanoptera, Thripidae. The record is from RefSeq and is a predicted model, not a curated record. The transcript is spliced from 27 exons.
UACCGUCUGGAGGGGCUUUUAGCUUUGCUUUGUUUAGGCCCAACGAAGCCUGGACAUCUACUUCGACGAAUCCGCGAUUAGAUUCGUAGCACUGUGAACUCAUUUUUCUGAGCUUUUGAGUGGGCUUAUACUUCUCUGAUUUUAAUUAACUGAAGAACCAUGGCGGACACUUCCUGCUCUGACUCAGAUCUUGACAGACAUGCAGGUAGCAAGAAUGUCAAAGAUGAUCAGAGGGAACUUCUAACAGCUGGUUCUACUGCUCUCUUGAACAACAGUCCACAGGAUGCAGUUUCAAAUUACUCAUCUGUUUUGGAAAAGAUACCCUUUAAAUCUAGCCUGAAAAUGCCCAUAGCACAGGUGAUUUUAAGAUAUUCAUUGUGUGUUGCAUUAAUUAAGUGCAAUGACUAUCAAAACAUUGCCGAUGCUGCCGAAUACCUGAUGGAACUGAUUGAUUCUGGUUAUGCCUCUAAAUUUCCUGCCUUAUAUCUUGCCUUGGCUAGAGCUUUUUACUCCUUGAACAGGUUCAAAAAAGCUUUGGAAAUUGCAGAGAAAGGUUUGAAGUCAAUUCAGAAUAUGUCGAAGGUUAAACACCACUCAUGGCCAGGCCUGCAGCAAGUAAUUGAAGAAACCAGCAAAGACUUUUUACAUAAAGAAUUACUUGCUCUUCAAAAAGAUUGCAAAAAUAUCAAACCGCCUGAUGCUCUUUGCCUUUAUGAUAAGUGCUUAGAGUAUAGUUCUCACAUAGUUCCUGCAAGGGAGAUAUACUUCUCAGAUCCGGAUUUUAAACCAUUUAUUCUUUUACAAUGUGGUGCAAAAUGUCAAUUUGCGUAUCAUAAUUCCUGUUGGGAACAUCUUAAACAUGUUAAUUCGUAUCUGGAGGAACCAAAGGAUUUACUUGACAUGCCUUGUCUGUCUGAGAAAUGUUCAUCUGACAAAGAUAAUGGUUCUGUAAUUGUAGAAACACAAUUAAUUGGUCCUGAAGGAUUUAAGAAACCGUUAAUGACUUGCCAUAGUUUACCAGGUAACACCUCUAAUUCAACGCCAGUUUCACAAUCGGGAUCUUCAAGCAAGUCUUUUGUGAAAAAGCCAUCCGUUCCGGCCAAAACAGGAUGGCAAUCAAAUAACGCAAGAAAAGUACAAGGAGCACCCAUAGUGGUCCAAUCUCGGUUCACACCUACUGUCAUUUCAAGGCCUUAUGCAUCACCAGCUCCAGCUCCUUAUAUUUUUUAUGGAAGUCCUCCUUGCUUUUACCAACCCAUUCCACCUUUCCAAGUGCCACAGCAACCCCCUUCUUUCUAUCAAGUGCCACAGCGACCCCUUGCACCCUUUCUGCCUCAGCAACGCUUUGUGGUACCUACUAAUCCAACUCCCCAUCAAAGGAAUUGUGUGGAAGUUGUGGUGAACAAAACAUCUGUGCUCAACCAAGGCACAACCCUCUUUAUUCCUUUGGCACCUGGGCCAGUUCAAAUAGAACAGCCUAGCAUCUUAAGUGAUUCUGCGACAAGGGUAACAGAAAUACCACAAGACUCACAAAAAGAGAUGAAAUCUGUUGUAGAGGACUUUAAAAAAGUAGUAAGGCAAUUAGCUGGAUGCCCUUCUCAAAAGAUGUCUUCUUCCACUUCUCCAACUUCUUUUGUUUCUGAAGAAGUAGCAAUGAAAGAUGUGGUAGCGGACUUCAAAAAACUUGUUCAUGGAUUAGCCAAUGAGAAAAGCAAGAAGAAGUCAGAUGAAGAGGCAGGAGGAGAUAUUAAUAACAAUAGUAUAUUGCAGGCAAAAUCAAAAGUAUCUCAUUUUAAGGAUGAGCAGAGCUCUCGAGAACCUUUACUUUUAUCACCAUCUAUUAUUAACACAUUCUGCUCAUCGGAAGAGGAUCUAACCUGUGAAACUCUUAAUAGUUCUAAAUGCGACACUAUUCUGGAAAUCCUUAAGCGUUGUCGGUCUAUGAAAUUUGGUUACUCAGAUGAAGAAUAUAUGAAUCCUGAAUUACAAUGUUUUGGCCACCCUUUUGCCGAGUUUUCAUCUUAUGUUGGUCCAAAUGAAAUAGAUGAUGAUGAUACUGUACAAGCUGAGUUUGUAUUCUCUUAUUAUCAGUCUGUUUUUGACAAAAAUGGUCACGACAGAAUUGAAGAUCUGCAAGAAAAAUGGAAAACAACAAUCAACAAUGAUUUAGGGCUUCCAGAGACUUUUACUGACAAAUACUCUAGUGUUUCAGAGUUUCUUUUAAGAUCAGAACGGUUUGCUGCGAUAGAUGAUAUUAUUGGAACAUCUGAUUUACUUCCGGACAUGUUUUCAAAUGCAGAAACUGAGAUAACUCAGAGUGUGUCAUACCUUUUGUUUUCACGACAAGUCUCACAUACACAUAAAGAAGACAAACAAUUUUCAACCGAUUCAUUCAAUGAUGCUUGGAGGACCAAAAUUAACAAUAAUAACUGUGACACCAAUUCGCAAUUAAGCUCCUCUUUGUCUGCUUAUGUUGAUUGUACAUCUGACCGCUCCAGGGAAGAUUCAGAUUUAUAUUACAGAUCAGAAUCUGAUGUCAGUAUCAGUGACAAAGACAGUAAUGACAAUCCAGUCUCUGUUACAUCUAAAACUAGCUGUAUGAACUCAAAUGUGAAUGGCGAACUUAAACCCACAUCUGAACCAUUUGUACCACAGAGCUCCAGCAUAUCAAAGUCUGAUGUGGUGUAUAUGAGUGAUGAUGAUGAAGAAAUUGACCACAGUCUUGUAGACUUGCCCGAGGAAAGGUCAGCAUGUCAAGGUGAAAGUGAUGUGAUGUCUUCUCUUGCUGCUCAGAAGUGGAGCGAGGGGAUUAACAAAGUCGAUACAGCUGAAAAGGAUUCGCAAACUGAAGAUGUUUUGGAUCCAGAGAAAGUUUCUUUAAUUAAGGAAAAUCAAUCGUUGAAGAAGCAUUUAUCAGGGCUGGCGUAUGAGAAAGAUGAGCUCCAUCAAAGAAUUGAAUCCUUGCAAGUGCAAAUGGAAAAUGCCCAGGCAACUCAAGAAUCUGAACAUGAAAAAACUUUACAAAAAGUUCAGAAGGAACUGGAUUUAAAAAUUAACUGUAAAGACAAGGAAAUAAUGGAGAUUGAAAAGAAAUGUUCUGGCCUGGAACAGGAUUCAAAGAGGUAUCAAGAAAUUGUUGAAGAACAUGAAAAGAAAAUAGCUGACCUUGAGGCCAUGAUGGAUCAAACUCGGAGAAGACAUGCAAAGGAAAUAAACAAUUUUGAAAAGCGAUUGCAAGUCGAAAAGCUGAACAAAGAGCAGGAGUUCAUACAAUUGUUGAAGAAUAAAGAUCAAAUGUAUAUACAGCUGUGGAAAGAAUUUUGUGAUUUUAAAUUCAAAAAGUUUAGACAAGCCUGCAAUGAUAAAAUUAAUGUGCUUCUUAAACUCCAAGAUAUUAUGUCUGACACUGUUAGACCUACAAAGGCUGAGAUUAAGUCUGCUAUAGAUUCGAUUGAAGACGAUAUGAUAGCCCAUAGUCAAAAAAAUAGUGAUGUAAAUAGUAUAUUCAACCAAGAACUUGAGAAUUUAAAGAAUGGCAAAGACAUUCAGCUACCUUCGGUGGUUGAAGUACCAGACACACCAAUAAAUUUGCAAUACGAAGGAGCUUUUGAUUACAUAAAAUCUUUACUGAAGCCAAAACAAGAAGACUAUGCUAUGUCUCGAAACUAUCCUGUAUCCAAAUUUUAUCCAUCUAGACCUUUCGCUUCCAAUGGAUUACAGGCAUUGUCUCAGACCAGGGAAGCUGAGGGAUUCCCUGCGAUGCCUCCCUCUUCUCUCUUUGGACAGCCACAAAAUGAAACAUCCAAUUUAUGGAAUAAUACUUAUCCAACGCCAAAUCCCAUACACUCUGCAUUGCCUUUUGAUGUUGGCAGUACCAAUGGUACCCACAUUCCUCUUCCGACCUUUGGAGCAAGUUCUAUGAUAACACCUCAGCCUCAACUCAGCACCCUGAUGCCCCAGAUGAUGUCAUACCAGCAGUCUAGUUCUCAGAAUCCAUCUGUUCAGUCCAUGAUUGGCCAAUCUCGCUCAACUCCUAGUCCGCUACCAUUCCCGUCAAUGAAUGGAAGUGCGUUUAACCAAAAUCUCUCAGCAGCUGGUGCCAUUGGGUCAAAGCAAUCAGCCCAGGGUUCCUUUCCAAAACCUGUUUCUGCACCCAAUACUACAGCUGUCAAGAGCCCUACACCUGUUCCAUCUGCAGCCCCUCCUGCUGCAGCACAACAGGCACAGUCUUUACUAGUGCAACAGGGUGCAAUUCCAAAGCCCAGAGUUCAAACUGCUACUGCUUCAAUGACUCCUAUUGUACCAACCAAGCCCCAAGUUCGUCCCCUUGUCAAAGGCACAAAGAGCGAGUCCAAUUAUGAAAAGUUGAUGAGGAAUCUUCAAAAAAUGUUCCCGAACAGAAAUGACAUGGAGCUCACUCAAGCAUUGAAAAUGGCUCGAUACCGAAAUGGAAAUACACUUUCGUCACUCACCCACUCUGAUAUUGUUGGCAAAGUUCAAGAGAUCCUCAAUAAACAGAGUAAACAGACUUCCAUGGGUUGGGAAAAGUUUGGUCAGGCUGCUUGGGGAACAGCUAAAGCACCCAUUGUUGAAUGGGAGGGAGGUGAUCAAGAUGAGUGUUGCAUUUGUAUGACCUCCAUGAGUGCCAAAGAAGUUUAUUCACUUGAAUGCAAGCACAGUUUCCACAAAGAUUGUAUUAGGAAAUGGCUUUUGCAGGACAGUGUGUGUCCAAAUUGCCGAACUCAUUCGACUAUGUUGGAUGAAUUUCCACCAUUGGGCUGAAGAUCUACCUUUGCAGUAACCACCAAACUUAUUUGCUUCACAGUGAGUUGUGAAUUACGAUUUCCUAAUCCAGGCUUGUAUCAAGCACAGUAUUUAAGGUCAAAAGACUUUUAUCUGUGUACUUAUAAUUUAUGAGGUUUGUAAUUUCAUUUCCUUUGCAGUAUUUACAAAAAUCUGUUGUCCAUCCCAUUACUGUUAAUUUACUAUCUUUGUAUGUUCUUCCAUUUGUUUGGAUUUCAAAAUUAUAAGUGAAUUGCUUCCCUGUAUCUUUAAACAUUCCUUUACCAGACAUUAAUAGUCUAUGCUUACUUCAGUAACUGUACAAUAACAGAUUAAUGAACCGGUAUCUCUGGUGUCUAUUUUUUUCUGUUUCUGUCUGAAAUUAGUGGUUUACCAUACUACUGUAUUAAUAGAUCUUAGAUCGUAUCAAAUUAUUUUAUUGUAGACAUGUUUUUCCUAAACUGCACCAUCAUUAAGUAUAGUUAGUGACUGAUGUAUACUAUAAGUACAGAAAAUUCUGUUAAGAUGUUUUAUGUGCCUAUCAUGUAUGUGUUGAGUUAAAAACCCUUAUCAACCAAGUGUUGAUCACGACUGAACAUUUUCUGGUGACACAGUCAGAUUUUAAUAGCCCUUUAAACUGCAGUUGUCUGCACCCAUAGACAAGGUUUGGCACUGGUUUGACCUUCCAACACCCUACGGGCAGCUAAAACCAGUGCCAAACCUUGUCUAGGGGUGUAUAUAACUACAGUUUAAAGUGUCAUUGAAGUCUGACCAUUACCAAAAAACGUUCCCUUGUCAGGCAACUGGUGUUCUAUAAGUUUUUAUUACUCAAUGCAACAUAUAUCAGCUGUACUGAUUACAGUAUAUAUGUUUAGUAGAAUGCACACUGUUAAAAGAGUUUUGAAAAAGACAUACUAACUAUUUUAAUGGUGUAAUGUUAUGUGUUUUAGGUGCUCAAACUGUCUUGCUGAAAAGACUGAAUUGCUAUUAAAACAUUUGCUUUUUCUGUAAGAUGCAUCAAAGUUCCAUUCAGUAUAAUAGAUAGUUUUUCUUUGGUUUAAUAGUAUCAUUUGAAAUUUUGAGGGCACUAAAUUGUUCCUUUCGUCUUUCGAUGUUACUAUAUAUUUUGUUGUAAUACUUAUUUGGGACUUUAUACCUAACAGUCAAGAAUUUUUCACUGCUAUUAAAAAAAACAACAAAAAAGUUAUUUUAAUCUAGGUUUUGCAACUGUCUCUCUGCAGAUGCACUGUGAUGACUAUUUAAUUUUGUUUGUUAUUGAAUGCUGUGAUGCAACAUUGUCUUUUUGUUUAUCCUUUCCUUUUUUUUGAAUUAGGAGAUAACAGUUUUAUAGAAGGUUCCUAUAAUUGUUUUGUUGAUAGAAAUUUAGCUGGCAUGUGCUUCAUUCAUAUCAUCUUGCCUACUGCUGAUGCUGUCUGCAUGUGAAGUGCAGAUGUCUCCUUUCUGUUUCUUUUUGUUUUCAGAAAAGAAAACUUGUUGAGUUUAAACCUACACUUCAAUUCUUGUAUAUAUUAUGUGCCUUAGUUGUGCCUGAAGUGCCUUACUGUAACAUGAUUGCUCAGUGUAGUGCUUUGUACCCUUUAUAAUUCAUCAUAAAUAUUAUCCUAUUUUAUGGUAUUUAUUGACAAAGAAUAUAUUUCCUGAUUAAACUUUAAUUCUUUUGCCAUAACAGUGAACUUUUCUGUGCCAAGAGAAUGUGCUUCUCACUUGUUCGACGCAAUGCAAUGCAACUUUUCCUGUUCAAAUAUAUUUUUAAUCUAACAAUUUUGUAUUCAAAUAUUGUCUUUAACUGAGUGUCUAGUGGGACAAGUGAAACCUGCCUGAAAAAUGUUAAAACUCAAUAUUUUGCAAUUUUAUUUAAACAAAAACAAGCAUCAAAUAAACUGAUGGUAAACAUAACAA